AUGGAUGAAGAGUACGAUGUAAUCGUCCUGGGGACAGGCCUCAAGGAAUGCAUUCUUAGUGGCCUUCUCUCCGUUGAUGGCCUCAAAGUGUUGCACAUGGACAGAAAUGACUACUAUGGAGGAGAGUCUACAUCUCUUCAUCUUACACAGUUAUGGAAGCGAUUUAGGGGAGAUGACCAACCGCCAGAGCACUUGGGCUCAAGCAGGGACUAUAAUGUUGAUAUGAUUCCUAAGUUUACGAUGGCCAAUGGAGGUUUGGUCCGUGUUCUUAUCCACACAGAUGUUACAAAGUAUUUACACUUUAAAGCUGUAGAUGGAAGUUUUGUGUAUAAUAAGGGAAAGAUUUACAAAGUUCCAGCAACAGACGUUGAAGCACUGAAGUCAUCUUUGAUGGGACUGUUUGAGAAGCGUCGUGCCCGAAAGUUCUUCAUUUAUGUCCAAGACUAUGAAGCAAAUGAUCCAAAAUCUCAUGAAGGGCUAGAGUUGAACCAAGUUACAGCAAGGCAGCUGAUAUCGAAAUACGGGUUGGAGGAUGAUACAAUUGACUUUAUUGGUCAUGCCCUGGCACUUCAUCUUGAUGAUAAUUACUUGGAUGAGCCAGCAAAGGACUUCGUUGAGAGAAUUAAGCUUUAUGCCGAAUCCCUAGCACGUUUUCUAGGAGGAUCACCUUACAUAUAUCCAAUGUAUGGGCUGGGAGAGUUGCCUCAGGCAUUUGCACGUUUGAGUGCAGUAUAUGGUGGAACUUACAUGCUGAACAAGCCAGAAUGCAAGGUAGAGUUUGAUGGCGAUGGGAAAGCCAUUGGUGUCACCUCUGAAGGAGAAACAGCCAAAUGCAAGAAAGUUGUGUGUGAUCCAUCAUAUCUGCCUGAUAAGGUCCACAAGGUUGGAAAAGUUGCACGUGCAAUAUGUAUUAUGAGCCAUCCUAUUCCAGACACCGAUGAUUCUCACUCAGCACAAGUAAUUCUGCCGCAGAAGCAACUUGGUCGUAAAUCAGAUAUGUAUCUCUUCUGCUGCUCUUAUACUCACAAUGUAGCACCAAAAGGAAAAUAUAUUGCUUUUGUUUCAACAGAAGCAGAGACUGAUCAACCUGAGGUGGAAUUGAAACCUGGUAUUGACCUUCUUGGACCUGUAGAUGAGAUAUUCUAUGACACCUAUGACAGAUAUGUACCCUCAAAUGAUCCUGAAGUCGAUGGUUGUUUUAUCUCAGCAAGCUACGAUGCUACCACACACUUUGAGACCUCGGUAGAAGAUGUGCUUGAGAUGUACAGUAAGAUCACUGGAAAGGCUCUUGAUCUUUCGGUGGACCUAAGUGCUGCUAGUGCGGCAGCUGAAGAAUGAGAUUGUUUGAAUCUAUCUAUCUAUAUCUCUCAAUCUAUAUUCUGACGGAAAGAGAACUAACCCAUUUGUAGAUUUUGCUUGAUGGGGCAUUUUGUUCCCCACAUUCGAUUUCAUUCUUUAAUUUAAAGCUGUUACAUUAAUCAAGAUGAUCGUCGUGAUAAUUUUCCUAUGAUCACUUUUCCAUUUUCCAUUAGU
This is a messenger RNA of Gastrolobium bilobum, 1533 nucleotides long. Its product is annotated as guanosine nucleotide diphosphate dissociation inhibitor At5g09550. Bases 1 to 1338 code for a protein of 445 amino acids. The transcript has 13 exons. Gene Ontology annotation, cellular component: cytoplasm. Gene Ontology annotation, molecular function: Rab GDP-dissociation inhibitor activity. Lineage: Eukaryota; Viridiplantae; Streptophyta; Magnoliopsida; Fabales; Fabaceae. Gene Ontology annotation, biological process: vesicle-mediated transport; small GTPase-mediated signal transduction; protein transport. The record is from RefSeq and is a predicted model, not a curated record.